Molecule: messenger RNA, 1339 nt
Organism: Tilletiaria anomala UBC 951
Lineage: Eukaryota; Fungi; Basidiomycota; Exobasidiomycetes; Georgefischeriales; Tilletiariaceae
Product: mRNA triphosphatase CET1
Exons: 7
Coding region: 175-972 (265 amino acids)
Biological process (GO): polynucleotide 5' dephosphorylation; 7-methylguanosine mRNA capping
Cellular component (GO): mRNA capping enzyme complex
Molecular function (GO): polynucleotide 5'-phosphatase activity
Source: RefSeq, a predicted model, not a curated record
CAUCGAUCCAUAUGUCUCCGCCAUCGUCGUGUCCUCCAGAAGUAGCCCUGAAGACAUCGCUCGGCUCUGCAAGCUUGCGUUGUAGCAGCGAAGCGUGCGAUCGUCUUUUUCUGGCAACCUGGCACGCUCCACACACCUUGCGACAUCGUCUGCAACCCUCACAAUCUAGACAAGAUGCCCUGGCCAAAGCCCCCGCUCGAGCGCUCGAUCUUCAAUGUCGACCCUCUGGACGAGUUUUCCGUUACAAUCGCGGACUGGAUUUGGAGCCAUGUGCAAGGCUUACAGAAUAUUGAGAUCGAGGCCAAAAUCGGCACACUAAUAGAUACGAGCACAAACCAUCGAUUACGGCUGCCAGUGCUGUGCGAAACAAUCGUGGACAUGCCAGGAGUUCGUUUUGAGAGUGACAUGUCAGCGAAACAACAUGCACAUUUCAACGCAAAACUGAAUGAGGUCGUUGAGCGCACAUCCUCACAGUCGUACAAAGGAGAUAAAGUCCGAUAUCGACGGUCGAUGGAGGCCGAUGCCUUCUACCAUAUUCCAGGAUCCAAAGAACGGAUCAGGGUGACGAAAAACGAGGAGACAAUGAAAAUCACCAACGCAAUAGUGAAGAAGCGUAUAGCCAAUAUGGAAGUUUAUAGUCCAAGAUCUCUUUUCGAUUUCCGCAUCAGCAUCAACACUGAAGAGCCUGUCGAGCCACCAGAUGCAGAGCCAGCGUACAUCCGCAACAAGAACCGAGUUUCCUACGCUCACCAGUGCUUCCAAGUUGACCUCACGCAGGUUCAAACACCAGAGAAUCCGUACCGACAAAUGCAUGAGUUGGAAGUCGAGAUGCUGGACGUGGGCAGCUUUCUGAGCUUAGGGGAAGAGGCCCGACGGCAGGGGGAAAGUCAAAAGUGGACGCCGUUCGAAGAUCGGGUGCUGAUUCUGCUCAACAACGUGCGCAUGCUGAUCAGAAACGCCUGCCCGCCAUGACGUGGAUCAGUUCACACUGAAUAAAAUAUGAUUUCGGAUUUUGCUCGGGCUCGCUGGCAAUUUGACCAGUUCUUCACUCGUUACUCUACAAUUUGGUCGGUUGCAUGGCGUGUACCCACGGCUUCCAGUAGUGCUCAACCGUAUCCGGAUCGCGCCAUUUGCUCCAGUCCGCGGUGGUGAGGCCCCAGGUGUCAUCAAAGUCCUGGACGCCAGAGCGGAUGCGGUAGGAGCCGGCGAGUGCCCACAUGGCCCAACUGAUGCCAUGCUUCUUUGUGAACUCCUUGAGGCAGUUUUGCAGCAGGUCGUCAUACAGCGAGCUGGCCUGCUCAUGGCCAAACUCGGACAGGAUGACCGGCGUGAGGCGCAC